This is a messenger RNA of Aegilops tauschii subsp. strangulata, 3749 nucleotides long. Its product is annotated as disease resistance protein RGA5. NCBI's taxonomy places the organism in Eukaryota, Viridiplantae, Streptophyta, Magnoliopsida, Poales, Poaceae. Gene Ontology annotation, molecular function: ADP binding. Gene Ontology annotation, biological process: defense response to other organism. The record is from RefSeq and is a predicted model, not a curated record.
UAACGAUUGAGACGGCAUGGCCUAAUAUUUUCGAUAGGAAGAAAAAAAAAUCAAGUCAAAGCUGGCUGAGCAGUGGAUCAGUCAGCAAUCUCGGCCACUCACUCUUCUCAGUUUCUCACGGUGCCGCAGCUACACCCGCCGUCCGCCCACGCUUCCACGGUCGCCGCUCCCAACCGCCGCCGCCGCCACCACCACCACCAGGACCUCUACGCCCGUCGCAGAAACGAGCGGCUCCCGCCCUCCGCUCCGGCGGGGUCUCUCGCGAUCGCCGCUGCGGAUUUGUUGAUCUCGCCGGCGGCGGCGCUGGCCUGGCUUCCGUCCAGUCCGAUAGGUGCUUGCUUUGUCGUGCUGAAGCUUGGGGUCAUUUUCUGCAAAAUUGGGCAUUUUGGUAGCUACACUCAUAGAGCAUCCGCAGAUGGUGAGCGCCUUGGCAGGAGUGAUGACCUCUGUCAUCGCCAAGCUCACCGCCCUGCUCGGGGAGGAGUACGCAAAGUUGAAAGGUGUGCACAGGGAGGUGGAGUUCAUGAAAGAUGAGCUGAGCAGCAUGAACGCGCUCCUUCAGAGGCUGGCAGAGGUGGACCGUGAUCUUGAUGUGCAGACCAAGGAAUGGAGGGACCAAGUCCGGGAGAUGUCUUAUGACAUUGAGGAUUGCAUAGACGACUUUAUGAAAAGCCUUGCCCAAACUGACAGUGCUAAGGCAGCAGGGCUUGUGCAAAGUGUGGUCCAGCAGCUCAAGGCGCUGAGGGCGCGCCAUCAAAUAUCCAGCCAAAUCCAGGGGCUCAAGGCACGUGUUGAAGAUGCAAGCAAGCGACGUAUGAGGUAUAAGCUCGAUGAGCGCGCCUUCGAACCUAGCAUCUCAAGGGCCAUCGACCCCCGUUUGCCUUCACUCUAUGCUGAGCCAGACGGGCUUGUCGGUAUUGACAAGCCAAGAAGCGAGCUCAUCGAGUGCCUAAUGGAGGGGAUGGGUGCAUCGGUGCAGCAGCAAAAGGUGAUAUCUAUUGUGGGUCCUGGGGGUCUCGGUAAAACUACACUUGCCAAUGAGGUGUUUCGUAAACUGGAAGGCCAGUUCCAGUGUCGAGCUUUUGUUUCCUUGUCACAACAACCAGAUGUGAGUAAGAUCUUAAGAAAUAUACUCUCUCAAGUCUGCCAGCAAGAGCUUCCUAGCACAGAUAUACAGGACGAGGGAAAGCUCAUUGACACAAUAAGAGAAGUUUUAAAGAACAAGAGGUACUUAGUUGUUAUUGAUGAUAUAUGGAGUACUCAAGCAUGGAAGAUUAUCAAAUGUUCUUUGUUUCUGAAUGAUCUGGGAAGCAGAAUAAUGACGACAACACGUAGUGUUGAUAUAGCCAAGUCAUGUUGCUCUCGAUGCCAUGAUCAUGUCUAUGAAAUAAUGCCUCUGACAACAGCCAACUCUAAGAGUUUAUUUUUUAAACGAAUAUUUGGCACAGAAGAUAUAUGUCCUCCUCAAUUGGAAGAAGUCUCCUCGGAAAUAUUAAAAAAGUGUGGUGGUUCACCAUUAGCAAUUCUUACAAUAGCAAGUUUAUUGGCUAAUAAAGAUUGCACGAAUGAAGAAUGGGAGUGGGUGUAUAAUUCGAUCGGUUCCACACUGGGAAAGGACCCCGGUGUAGAAGAGAUGAGAAGGAUACUUUCUCUUAGCUAUGAUGAUCUUCCCCACCAUUUGAAGACAUGUUUACUUUAUCUAAGUAUAUUUCCGGAGGAUUAUGAGAUUGAGAGGGAUCGAUUAAUAAGGAGGUGGAUCGCUGAAGGAUUCAUUGAUACAAAUGGUGGACGAGAUUUGGAGGAAAUAGGAGAGUGUUAUUUUAAUGAUCUAAUCAAUAGAAGUAUGCUUCAGCCAGUGGAAAUCCAAUAUGACGGUCAAGUCGUUUCAUGCCGAGUGCAUGAUAUGAUUCUGGAUCUCCUUACAUCUAAGUCAAUGGAAGAAAACUUUGCCACCUUCUUCGGUAACCAAAAUGAGAUAUUAGUCCUUCAGCAUAAGAUCCGUAGGCUAUCUCUCAGUUAUUAUGACCAAGAGCACAUCAUGCUUCCAUCAACAGCAAUCAUUUCUCAUUGCCGCUCGCUCAGUAUUGUCGGGUAUGCUGAAAAGAUGCCUUCUCUUUCGAAGUUUCGUGUUCUGCGAGUACUUGAUAUUGAGAAUGGCGAGGAGAUGGAGAGCAACUGUUUUGAGCAUCUGAGGAAGCUUUUCCAGUUGAAGUAUUUGCGACUCCACGUUAGAAGUAUUUCUGCACUCCCUGAGCAGUUAGGAGAACUACAGCAUCUGAAGACUCUGGAUAUGGGAUGGACAAAGAUCACAAAAAUGCCCAAAAGCAUUGUUCAGCUGCAACAUUUGACAUGUUUGCGCGUCGGUAAUUUGGAAUUACCUGAAGGAAUUGGGAAUCUGCAAGCUCUGCAGGAGCUAUCAGAUAUCAAAGUCAACCGGUACAGCAUGGCGUCGUGUUUGCUGGAGCUGGGCAGUCUGGCUAAACUGAAAAUCCUUGGGCUACGCUGGUAUAUUGUCAGUACACACAGUAACAAAGGUACUUUUGUGGAUAACUUGGUAUCCUCGCUGCGCAAAUUGGGCAGAUUCAGCCUUCGAUCUAUAUGCAUUCGUAGUUAUCAUGGCUCUUCAACGGAGUUCUUACUGGAUUCCUGGUUCCCCUCCCCUCAUCUCAUGCAAAAGUUUCAGAUGGGCACGUACUACAACUUUCCCAGAGUUCCUCCUUGGAUUGCGUCACUGGACAAGCUCACAUACCUAGAUAUCAAUAUCGAUCCAGUAGACGAGGAAGCACUAGAGAUCCUUGGAGAGUUACCUGCUUUGCUGUUUCUCUGGCUGAUGUCGAAAUCAGCUGCUCCCAAACAGCGGCUUAUCAUAAGCAGCAGCAUGUUUGUAUGUCUGAGGGAGUUCCAUUUCACCUGCUGGAGCAAUGGGGAAGGACUGAUGUUUGAAGCCGGGGCCAUGCCGAGGCUUGAGAAGCUGUGGGUUCCGUUUGACGCGGGCAGCGGUCUUGAUUUUGGCAUCCAACACCUCUCUUCCCUCAGGCAUCUUGCCGUCGAGAUCAUUUGCAUCGGCGCGACCGCUCGGGACGUUGAGGCGUUGGAGGAGGCCAUCAGAGAUGCAGCUCAUCUCCUUCCGAAUCGCCCUGCGGUGGAGUUCCGAACAUGGGAUGAUGAAAAGAUGGUGGAGGAGGAGGGGCAAGGCGUCACUGAAGAGGAGAUCCACGCUAGCGGUUGAAAGUCAGCCUGCAGUAUAUGUAAGUGUACACAGUACACAACUCAUUUGACAUUUUUAACUUCUCCUUUUCCUCCCGUACGCUGCAUAGUUUUUGUAAUUUUCUUUGGAGCAAAUUACAUCAUGGGACACCGAACUCGUCCUGCUGGCCGGUUCAAGUAUGUCUAAACCCAGACUUGCAUAUGACUGAUGGUCACCAAACUUCAAGUGGGUCACUCAAGGAGUCUAGGUCAGUAGCAUUCUGUCCCAGACGGGCUAUAGGGAUGGCAUAACGAAAGCGCGGAACGAAGGUGAACAAGAGGGCUGGAAUGUUGGGUCUAGGCAAGGAUACAAAUGGGAUCUUGUUCGCGGGAUUACUAGUGCAUUGGCUGGUCUUUCCAGCAGCCGGAAAGAAAAGUUGUUGCUCGAUGUCCGCCGCAUAAGAGAACUUGAAGAUUUGCACAACUCCGUGCUAGAAAUUUCAGCGGCGGGUGCGCUGCAGAUGUUUCAUGAGAGUAUUCAUCAGGAUAAUGACCCAUCAGAG